This is a messenger RNA of Drosophila nasuta, 1008 nucleotides long. Its product is annotated as ATP-dependent RNA helicase DDX47-like. The coding region runs from base 1 to 1008 and encodes 335 amino acids. Gene Ontology annotation, cellular component: cytosol. The record is from RefSeq and is a predicted model, not a curated record. The transcript has 3 exons. NCBI's taxonomy places the organism in Eukaryota, Metazoa, Arthropoda, Insecta, Diptera, Drosophilidae. Gene Ontology annotation, molecular function: nucleic acid binding; ATP binding; RNA helicase activity.
AUGAAGAUCUCAGUGCUGACGAAGAGCCAAAAAAGCACAGAUGCCGGGGAAGAGGAUGAGGAAGACGACGGCGACGAUAAAGAAACUGAAAAUGAGUCUGAUGACGAUGCGUCCGCGGCCGAUGAGGAUAAAAUUGAAAAUGGCGACAAAGCGCUAACGUGGAAAGAUCUUGGUCUCAAUGAAACACUGUGCAAGGCUUGUGAUGAGAUAAUGUGGAAGGCGCCUUCAAAAAUUCAAAAGGAAGCGAUACCAAUUGCCAUACAGGGCAAGGAUGUAAUUGGUUUGGUAGAAACAGGAUCGGGUAAAACCGGCGCCUUUGCGCUGCCUAUUUUGCAUGCAUUACUAGAGAAUCCGCAACGUUAUUUCGCACUGGUCUUAACGCCACCACGUGAACUCGCAUUCCAAAUUGGUGAACAAUUUGAGGCGUUGGUCUCCAACAAAUAUCAAACUGUCGAUCAGCUACAGCAAUAUUAUCUAUUUAUACCUGUAAAAUACAAAGACGUCUAUCUGGUGCAUAUCCUCAACGAGCUGGCUGGCAACAGUUUCAUGAUCUUCUGCAGCACUUGCAACAACACUGUGAAGACUGCCUUGAUGUUGCGAGCUCUGGGCUUAGCUGCGAUUCCGUUGCAUGGACAGAUGUCGCAGAACAAACGCUUGGCAGCGCUCAACAAAUUUAAGGCGAAAAAUCGUUCGAUUUUGAUAUCCACCGAUGUUGCCUCACGUGGUCUUGACAUUCCCCAUGUGGAUGUGGUGGUUAACUUUGAUAUACCCACGCACAGUAAGGAUUACAUACAUCGUGUGGAACGCACAGCGCGUGCCGGACGUUCCGGGCAAGCCAUCACUAUGGUCAGUCAGUAUGACAUUGAAUUGUAUCAGCGUAUCGAACAUUUGCUGGGCAAACAGUUGCCUCUGUACAAAUGCGAGGAGGAUGAGGUGAUGGCUCUGCAGGAGCGUGUGGCGGAAGCACAACGUAUUCGGAACAGUUUACGGGUGCGCGCAAGCGCAUGA